AGAAGCUAGCACUAGCAGCAUCACGAACAGAACCGUUUCGUUGCAGAGGAGCAGAGAGCUUAAAGCUUAGAAUGGGCCUCUGCGUGUCGUGCGACGUGGCUGCGGAUGGCGCCCCGACCGCGAGGGUGGUGCUGCCCAGCGGCGAGCUCCGGGAGUACUCUCAGCCAGCCACCGCGGCAGUGGCGCUCGAGGAGGUCGGCCACGGCAAGGAGGGGUGGUUCCUCUGCGACGCCGACGCGAUGGGGCUCCAGGGCUCCGUCACCGCAGUGGCCAGCGCCGACGAGCUCCAGCCGGGUCAGAUCUACUUCGUGCUUCCGGCUGAGAUGCUGCGACGCAGCCUCACGCUCGAGGAGGUGGCAGCGCUCGCCGUCAAGGCCAGUGCCGCCCUCGUCAAAGCCACGUCUGCCGGCGGCCGGCGCCGGCGAGGCUCUGUGGUGCCACUCGUGUUUACGCCGUCCGAGGAGGAUUACUCGGACGAUUCAGUGAUGACCUUCGUUGCGUCGAAACCGGCUGUGGUCAAGAAGCGGGUGGUGGCGUACCGCGGCGGGAGGUCGCCGCCGAGGUUCUCUCCGGACUUGACCGCCAUUCCGGAGAGCGAGUAG
Lolium rigidum is the source of this 602-nucleotide messenger RNA. RefSeq lists its product as uncharacterized. NCBI's taxonomy places the organism in Eukaryota, Viridiplantae, Streptophyta, Magnoliopsida, Poales, Poaceae. The transcript has a single exon. Bases 72 to 602 code for a protein of 176 amino acids. The record is from RefSeq and is a predicted model, not a curated record.